Procambarus clarkii (red swamp crayfish) is the source of this 1755-nucleotide messenger RNA. The record is from RefSeq and is a predicted model, not a curated record. Lineage: Eukaryota; Metazoa; Arthropoda; Malacostraca; Decapoda; Cambaridae.
AUACGCAGACAAUACCCACAGAUACGCAGACAAUACCCACAGAUACGCAGACAAUACCCACAGAUACGCAGACAAUACCCACAGAUACGCAGAACAAUACCCACGGAUACGCAGACAAUACCCAAGGAUACGCAGGACAAUACCCACAGAUACGCAGACAAUACCCACAGAUACGCAGACAUUGCCCACAGAUACGCAGACAAUACCCACAGUAUACGCAGACAAUACCCAACAGAUACUCAGGCAAUACCCACAGAUACGCAGACAAUACCCACAGAUACUCAGACAAUACCCACAGAUACGCAGACAAUACCCACAGAUACGCAGACAAUACCCACAGAUACGCAGACAAUACCCACAGAUACGCAGACAAUACCCACAGAUACUCAGACGAUACCCACAGAUACUCAGACGAUACCCACAGAUACGCAGACAAUACCCACAGAUACGCAGACAAUACCCACAGAUACUCAGACAAUACCCACAGAUACGCAGACAAUACCCACAGAUACGCAGACAAUACCCACAGAUACUCAGACAAUACCCACAGAUACGCAGACAAUACCCACAGAUACGCAGACAAUACCCACAGAUACGCAGACAAUACCCACAGAUACUCAGACGAUACCCACAGAUACGCAGACAAUACCCACAGAUACGCAGACAAUACCCACAGAUACGCAGACAAUAUCCAGUUCAAGCCUUAGACUGACAGGUUUAAACCUUAGACUGACAGGUUCAAGCCUUAGACUGACAGGUUCAAACCUUAGACUGACAGGUUCAAGCCUUAGACUGACAGGUUCAAGCCUUAGACUGACAGGUUUAAACCUUAGACUGACAGGUUCAAGCCUUAGACUGACAGGUUUAAACCUUAGACUGACAGGUUCAAGCCUUAGACUGACAGGUUCAAGCCUUAGACUGACAGGUUCAAGCCUUAGACUGACAGGUUCUAACCUUAGACUGACAGGUUCAAACCUUAGACUGACAGGUUCAAGCCUUAGACUGACAGGUUCAAACCUUAGACUGACAGGUUCUAACCUUAGACUGACAGGUUCAAGCCUUAGACUGACAGGUUCAAGCCUUAGACUGACAGGUUCAAGCCUUAGACUGACAGGUUCAAGCCUUAGACUGACAGGUUCAAGCCUUAGACUGACAGGUUCAAGCCUUAGACUGACAGGUUCAAACCUUAGACUGACAGGUUCAAGCCUUAGACUGACAGGUUCAAACCUUAGACUGACAGGUUCAAGCCUUAGACUGACAGGUUCAAACCUUAGACUGACAGGUUCAAACCUUAGACUGACAGGUUCAAACCUUAGACUGACAGGUUCUAACCUUAGACUGACAGGUUCAAACCUUAGACUGACAGGUUCAAACCUUAGACUGACAGGUUCAAACCUUAGACUGACAGGUUCAAACCUUAGACUGACAGGCUCAAACCUUAGACUGACAGGUUCAAGCCUUAGACUGACAGGUUCUAACCUUAGACUGACAGGUUCAAGCCUUAGACUGACAGGUUCAAAUCUUAGACUGACAGGUUCAAAUCUUAGACUGACAGGUUCAAUGAACACACUGACAAGUCCAGUAUACUCUGACCAAAUGGCUACCCGACUGUUAAAAGCCAUCGGUAGCCUUAGGCUAUUUCUUCCAAUGACCCAACAGCAACUCGGCACCCACAGACCAGAAAUUCGUUUUCACUGACACAAUUCACUUCUGUGAGAACACGAACCCCAUUUUUGACAUGGUGCUCGUGUUAGU